CUGAUGCAGCCUCUCGAGGCAUGAAGGUUGGCUCUUUUUUUAAAGUCUUCCACCUGGAUCAGUGGGCCAGAAUUCCUCACAAAACCUGAGAUCCAAUGGCCAGCAGUGAUUAAAGAAUUACCUGUCCAUUUGGAAGCUGAUCCAGAGGUUAAAGAUCAAAUCCUGACAUGUGCAGCUGUGCUGGAAGAAGUGUGUCCCACCACCAAGCUGCUAAUGUACUUUUCCAGUUGGACAAAGCUAAAAAGAUGUGUAGCAUGGCUCCUGAAACUAAAAGAAAUGCUACAAACAAAGAAGUUGCUAAUUGCACACUGUGGAAAUCAAAUGUGUGAUAAACAGGACAAUAAAACAGAUGUUCAGCUCACAACUGAUGAUCUGUCCAAGGCAGAGGAAGCCAUAGUGAGAGUUGUGCAGAGAAAACAUUAUGGCAAUGAAAUGGCUGCUCUGAGCUCUGGUGCAGUGAAGAAGUCAAGUCAUCUGUACAAGCUUGACCCUGUUGUUAAUGAUGGUGUGUUGAGAGUGGGAGGCAGACUGAGCAAAGCAGCCUUACCUGAAGAAACAAAACAUCCUGCAAUAUUGCCUAAAGGAAGCCAUGUUUCAAAGCUCAUUCUUCAACAUAUCCAUGAAAAGGUUGGACACAGAGGAAGAAAUCACAUGCUUUCUACCCUUCGACGACAGUACUGGAUCCCUCAUGCUAAUUCAGCAACCAGAAAGAUCAUCAGAGACUGUAUGGUGUGUCAAAGGCAACGACAAAAGCCAGUUCACCUUGAGGUGGCACAUUCUCUUGAUACAGAUUCCUGCAUAAACGCCAUCAGGAGAUUAAUCUGCCGCAGAGGACAAGUCAAGGAAAUCCGGUCGGACAACGGAACCAACUUUGUCAGCUCAAAUCGUGAGUUGAAGCAAGCCAUGUUAGAGCUAAAGCAAAGUAAAAUCCAAAAAUGCUUAGCACAAGAUGGCAUAAAGUGGACUUUUAACCCUCCUUAUGGAGCCCAUCAUGGUGGUGUAUGGGAGCGCCUGGUGCAGGAAAUAAAGAAAAUACUGUGCUCCAUCACAAACCAGCAAGUACUAGAUGAUGAAGGCUUGCACACAGUUUUAUGUGAAGUGGAGGCUAUAUUAAAUGAUCGCCCGAUUACACCUUCUUCUGAAGAUCCCAAUGAUUUAGAGGCUCUUACUCCAAAUCAUUUGCUCCAGUUAAAAGGUAAGCCUGUGCUACCACCAGGUUUGUUCAAAAAGGAGGACCUGUACAUGCGGAGACGUUGGAGGCAAGCCCAAUACAUUGUGGACCUGUUCUGGAAACGGUGGGUGAAAGAAUAUCUCCCUAUGUUGCAAGAGCGACGGAAAUGGAACAAGACUCGCAGGAACUUUGCCAUUGAUGAUGUGGUGCUUGUUGUUGACGAGGCUGCACCAAGAAAUUCUUGGCCUAUUGGACGCAUCACAGAAACCAUGGCAGAUGCAAGUGGAUUGGUACGACGUGUGCGAGUAAAGACGAGAACAAAUGAGCUGGAGAAGCCGAUCAACAAGAUAUGUCUCCUGCUGGAGGCUGUGUAGAGACGACAGCAAAUGUUUGUCUCCAACUGAGCUAAGUUCUGGAACCUCUGGCUCUACAUUUACACUGAUACUCAUUUACUGACAUGCUGAACAUCUCAUUCUACUACAUACACUUUUAGACACACACAGACCAUGCACAUGGACAAGAGAAGAACGUGGAAGUCAUGGAACAUUGACUGUUUUUACCUUUUUUAAUUUUUCACUAAGAAGACAUAUGGACUUAAAAAAAAAAAAAAAA
This is a messenger RNA of Xiphophorus couchianus (Monterrey platyfish), 1783 nucleotides long. RefSeq lists its product as uncharacterized. Gene Ontology annotation, molecular function: nucleic acid binding. Gene Ontology annotation, biological process: DNA integration. The coding region runs from base 214 to 1545 and encodes 443 amino acids. NCBI's taxonomy places the organism in Eukaryota, Metazoa, Chordata, Actinopteri, Cyprinodontiformes, Poeciliidae. The record is from RefSeq and is a predicted model, not a curated record. The transcript has 2 exons.